AUUCCCCUCUUACACCAUUUUUAAUAGCCUAAGUGUCUUGUUUUUGUGGUUUUUGAGAGUAUUUCUGGAGUAGGAUUCUAUUAUUUUUUGAUUUCUCACAAGGCUGUUAGUGCAUGCCCUUUCACUGGUAGCUGGCCAGAGCUUGAUGGUGAUAUUUAGACCAGGGGCUACGGUGAUAUUUAGACAAGCGCCUACGGUGAUAUUUGGACCAGGGGCUACAGUGAUAUUUGGACCAGCGCCUACGGUGAUAUUUGGACCAGCGCCUACGGUGAUAUUUGGACCAGCGCCUACGGUGAUAUUUGGACCAGCGCCUACGGUGAUAUUUGGACCAGCGCCUACGGUGAUAUUUGGACCAGCGCCUACGGUGAUAUUUAGAUGAAGUUUGGGGAGAGGCCUCAACCACAGCGUCUAACAAGAGAAGCAAUGCGGAAUUACCUGAAGGAGCGAGGAGACCAAACCGUUCUCAUCCUGCACGCGAAGGUUGCACAGAAAUCAUAUGGCAAUGAAAAAAGGUUCUUCUGUCCUCCACCCUGUGUGUACCUGAUGGGCUCGGGCUGGAAGAAAAAGAAGGAGCAGAUGGAGAGAGACGGCUGCUCGGAGCAGGAGGCCCAGCCCUGUGCCUUCAUAGGGAUAGGAAACUCUGACCAGGAGAUGCAGCAACUCAACCUGGAGGGGAAGAACUAUUGCACGGCCAAAACCUUGUACAUCUCCGACUCUGACAAGAGGAAGCACUUCAUGCUGUCCGUCAAGAUGUUCUAUGGCAACAGCGCGGACAUCGGCGUCUUCCUCAGCAAGAGGAUCAAAGUCAUCUCCAAGCCCUCCAAAAAGAAACAGUCCUUGAAGAAUGCAGACCCAGUGUGUAUUGCAUCGGGCACCAAAGUGGCCCUGUUCAACCGGUUACGGUCCCAGACGGUCAGCACGCGCUACCUACACGUGGAGGGGGGGAACUUCCACGCCAGCUCACAGCAGUGGGGCGCCUUCUACAUCCAUCUGCUGGACGACGAGGAGUCAGAAGGAGAGGAGUUCACUGUGAGGGACGGAUACAUCCACUACGGACAGACGGUCAAGCUGGUGUGCUCUGUCACCGGCAUGGCCCUGCCACGACUGAUCAUCCGUAAGGUGGACAAGCAGACUGCUCUGUUGGACGCAGACGACCCAGUCUCCCAGCUCCACAAGUGUGCCUUCUUCCUGAAGGACACAGAGCGAAUGUACCUGUGCCUUUCCCAGGAGAGGAUUAUACAGUUCCAGGCCACCCCGUGCCCUAAGGAACCCAACAAGGAGAUGAUAAAUGACGGGGCGUCUUGGACCAUCAUCAGCACGGACAAGGCUGAGUACACCUUCUACGAGGGCAUGGGCCCCAUUCACUCUCCCGUCACCCCGGUGCCUGUGGUCGAGAGCUUACAGCUAAAUGGCGGCGGAGACGUGGCAAUGCUGGAGCUGACAGGGCAGAACUUCACGCCGAACCUCCGGGUCUGGUUCGGAGAGGUCGAGGCCGAGACCAUGUACAGGUGUGCCGAGAGCAUGCUCUGCGUGGUCCCGGACAUCUCCGCCUUCCGCGAGGGCUGGCGCUGGGUGCGCCAGCCCGUCCAGGUUCCGGUGACUCUGGUGCGAAACGACGGCAUCAUCUACUCCACAACGCUCACCUUCACCUACACGCCGGAGCCCGGGCCGCGGCCGCACUGCAACGCCGCCGGUGCCAUCCUGCGCGCAGGCAACGACCGGAUCCUGGCGGCGAGCGGCGACGCCGGAAACAGCUACGGCACCAACAGCACGUCCAACGCGGGAGUAACGUCCUCUUCCGUGCCCGCGGCCUUGGUGUCCUAACACACACACACACAUACACACACACACACACGUGCGCGCUUAUACACACAAUAUGCAUCGAGAGCAAAACGUACCGUGAGGUAAAAAAAUAAAUACAAAGAAAAAGACUACGAGGUAAACUGACUCUCUGAAAGUGCUGCAUAUUGAUUUUUGGAUACAAACGACGAGGCCGAAAAUGGAAAGUCGGAAUUCGAAGGAAGGACCAACGUCGGAGGUUGUCAACCAACGGGGGGAAAAAAAUUCAAUGGAGGAACUCCUGUGAACUCCUUGUUACUUCCCUCAUGUGGUUUCUUAAAGGACUUUGCCGCCUGUCCCCGGUUCUGGAGAUCCUAUUGGCCCAGAGCGCCGACCAUGGCCGCCAGGAAACCUAGACCAUGACGAUCCUUCCGCCCCGUGUAUAGUACAUUUAACAGAAAAAGGUAUAUUUUUUGCGCUUUCUUCUUUUCUUCCUCCUUUUUUUUUUAUGCUGAGUUAGUUUCUCGAUGUGUUCAU
Molecule: messenger RNA, 2316 nt
Organism: Esox lucius (northern pike)
Lineage: Eukaryota; Metazoa; Chordata; Actinopteri; Esociformes; Esocidae
Gene: rbpjb
Product: recombination signal binding protein for immunoglobulin kappa J region b
Exons: 11
Coding region: 376-1824 (482 amino acids)
Biological process (GO): regulation of transcription by RNA polymerase II; Notch signaling pathway
Cellular component (GO): nucleus; MAML1-RBP-Jkappa- ICN1 complex
Molecular function (GO): DNA-binding transcription activator activity, RNA polymerase II-specific; RNA polymerase II cis-regulatory region sequence-specific DNA binding
Source: RefSeq, a predicted model, not a curated record